This is a messenger RNA of Botrytis porri, 3629 nucleotides long. RefSeq lists its product as uncharacterized. The coding region runs from base 1241 to 3199 and encodes 652 amino acids. The transcript has 4 exons. The record is from RefSeq and is a predicted model, not a curated record. NCBI's taxonomy places the organism in Eukaryota, Fungi, Ascomycota, Leotiomycetes, Helotiales, Sclerotiniaceae.
AAAUCUGUCACUUCUAUAAUUACCUAGUAGCCCCUGGGUAGUCAGUCCUUCGUAUACCCCUAAUAUAACACGCUCAUUCCACUCCCGAUGACCCUUUCGAAUGAUGAAACGAAUGUUUGCUUAUGAACUCGAAUGCCCCCUCCACCCCCCUGAACACUGCAAUUUUACCACGAUGACCAUUGACCACUAACGAUGAAGCAUGCGAGAGAGAUGUUCCUUUUGUGUACGAGGUAGACCUAGGUAGUAUCGAAUUGAAUGAUGUCUUUCAUAAACAUUGGCCGAUAUUCAGACGGACGGUUGGUGGGAACGGUAUUGUAUAUUGUAUUGAUACACAGACCUGCUUCUGGUCAAAACUCACUCGAAAUAAUUUUUAUAUAACCUUACCUAUGCUCGGGACCUCUAGGUAUGUAUGAUAUGAACACACGAUCUGAGCUUGGAUUUAGGUUUGAUCUCUUCUCGUCCAAGUAUUCCAUUCCCUCCACCAUCUUCUCACUCUUUUCAAGCUUCAAGCUUCACUUCAUAAUCAUCAAUAGGCUGGUCCUUCAUUGGGUAUCACAACCCAUCAUUCAUGUUGGGCCAUCGAUAGUAUAUUCAACUCGUUUCACUCGUUACCAGUCAUUUGAAACCUCAUGGUUUGGUUUGCCUCAAUCGCGAAAUUCAUUCCCUGAAUGACCCAUCACUCAUUACGCAUCAUUUAUCACUCAAUUUUAUUUUAUUCCAUUUGUAUAAUUUCCCAUAGUCAAUCAUAACAGACAGUACCAUUCAGAGCGCAAUCCAUUCACAGCACAAUCGUCUAUCAUCUUGAUUCGCCGUACCCACCUCCUUAUUAACACGACUUGUGUAUUUACCUGUAUAACAGUACACCCUUUAACUUCUUUCACUUCUUUCACUUCUUACACUUUAUCAAUCAAACUCAACAACAACAAUUAAUAGUAUCCACCAAGUUUGCACAGCCUUCGGCAUCCUGUGACGAUCCUUCCAAUCAUUUACGAGAACACGAGAUACAUAUCAAAAAAAAAAACUUAUGUGUGUGUGUGGAAGACAUCUUAAAUUCUCCAGCUACAAAAGUCUAGAAGCUUUCAAAUAAAAAUAAAAAGUACAAUACGUCUGGAUCUACGAUAUCCAUUCAGAAAUCUCCCUCCGGAUUGUUUAAUCACUUGCGACAAAGAUCUUCCGAGAGCACCUCCAUACCUCCAAUCCCUAGCGAAGAUCAUACAGGACUGGUACACAAGAAUACAUCAUGUGGAAACGUCUCAAUGCCCCAAGGAGUAGUGGUACUACAGCUCGUCAAUCAUCCAUCAGUGAACCUGUACUUGUCGAGACAACUAUUUUUGAGAAAUCUUACGGAGCGGCUGGCGGUAUAAAUGUUGAUAUAAAUAUGUCAUCUUCGGAUAGAAAUGCGCCUCAUCCGUCAAGACCGACGAGAAAUAAUAUUUCAAAAGGAUUACCACUUCUACCACUUGAAGCAGUUCCUCCCAUGCACUCGCGCCAGAAUUCCGAUAAUUUCAGACCGGUUUCUUCUGUCUACUCACAGCCUUCUCCGGGCCCUAUGAGUGAUCAGUUUCCAUAUAAUACAUAUGCGAAACCCAUGACUCCAAAUUCAGCAGAGGUUUCACCUCCAAGCUCUCCGGAAUUUGAUGGAACGCGACGAAAUCCAAAUCGAUAUCAAGAUCAUAAGGUCUCUCCAAUCGAUGAGGUACCUGAUAUUUCGCAACUUGGUUUCGGGAUGUCGAAAGAAAGGACGGAUUCUAGGUUGAAGCCACCAUCGAGCAAUAUUCCUGUUAUGCGAAGAGAAAAGAGGCGAAAUCAAGUCGCAGCAGUAGCAGCCAACUUAUUAAACCGCAAAGAUGUCGAUGGGCCAAAGGGUAGAAAAACCGCAGAUGCAAAAUGGGAUCCAUAUUCUGCUGAACACCUUACAAAGGAAAAGGGAAAAUCGCAAUUCGUCAAGCCAGCAGAAUAUUCGCCUCCUCACUUGCUAAACGGUAGACAAAUGGGGAAUACAUCAAUCAUUAGCGCUGGUCCGCAGAGACCUCAAAAUCAACCAUCUUUUGGAGAGCGUGUUCGCAAAUUGAAGAAUAAUGCCCCGGUAGAGAAACCAGAAUGGAAAGGGGCCACAGGACGUUCAAAAAUUGUUCCCACGCCGUCAGAUGAUUAUACUAUACCUCCACUUAAUAUUCCAAUUCCAGCGAGGAACGAAAAACGCAUAACAUCAGGCACAAGUACCCCUGUAUCUUCCAUCCGAAGUGCAAAUAGUGAAACGGCGGCGGCACCAAGCUUCAUGGAUCUACCCGACCCAGUAUCUAUCAAUGCAGGACCAUUGUUCAGCGGUCAAAACAAUCCACAAACCUAUAACGAACCCUUAAUUCAAAACCUCGAACCCAUUCAUGCAACUCACCUUACAAAUUUCACCGACGAUAUUACUACAGAAUCUCCAACCGCAUAUUAUCCUUCUCAUUCUAAAAACGAUUCCACAGGAACUAUUGAACGGAAUUUCCGAGAAGCUCUUAAGAAUUCUUUUCCUUCCAUCGAUCCAAACGAGCCAUACGUCCAACCACCUUCGCGAUUUAGUGUCAGUACAAAGGCUACGUCUGAAGCUACCCAAUCUACCAGAGCACCCUCUCUUGAUAUACAAAACGAGAUGCAUCCUCCACUCCCAAUUCAAUCCUAUACCAUGACAACCCAAGGACCUACUUCAAUACUCUCUCGAAAACGUCCUAAGGUCAUCACUGAUGAUAGCGCAUCCAUUUAUUCUACGAGGAGCAUUACUCGCAAAGCUAUUAAUUCAAAUAAUCCCAUCACAAUCUCUAUGACAUCUUCUCUUCCUCGCGAACACCCACCGCGCUCUUCAUCCACUGUCACAAAAUCUCUUCCCGGUACCCCUGCCGAAAACGCAUCUUCAGAUCCUAUAUCUACACUGGAAGCGCGUCUAGAAGCUCUUACACAUCGCAGACAGAAUAUUGAAAAAUCAAUCAAACAGAUGACGGAACUUAUGCCAGCGGAUCGAAUGAUUGUUACGGAAGAAGUGAGGAGAAAGAGGGAGAUGGAAAAAAAGCAGAUUGAGAGAUUGAGAGAGGAGGGAACGGAGAUUAGGAAGGAGGAACAUGAAUGUGGAUUGAAACUACACAGAGCGUGGAAGAGGAAAGAUAAGCAAGCAGGGUAUGAGGAGACAGGAUUAUGGGUUAGGAGGGUUACUGGUUAAGCUGUGGAGUUUUCACCUAGUAGAGAUAUGGAAAAGAGGACAAUCGGUUUUCAUGGCGCAGAAAAUACGCAAUAGCAAGGCGAGGCAAUUAGGAGUUCGGUCGGCGCAUACGUAGGGGAUUUUCUGAGGGGAAGGAUGACUCGGUUUGGAGUCAAGGAAAAUUCGCCCAUUGCAUUGGAUUUACAUGUCCAAUGAAUUACAUGGACUUUUCUAUUAUGGCGUGUCACAUCAUGUUUCAUUUGAUUUCGUGAAUUAGGUUUGGAGGAGUAGAUCUAUUCAGCUUCUCGUUGAUCUUGAAAUCUUGCUCACGAGGAGAAUCUAUCUCGGAAUCUCGGAAUCGUUUUACAGGAUACCAAGUGAUUUAAUUAGUUCAGAAAACCAUCAAUGGAUUUUAAUCUUUAUAAAAUCGAAUUGCAUAUUUAUUAAUUUC